Molecule: messenger RNA, 670 nt
Organism: Hemiscyllium ocellatum (epaulette shark)
Lineage: Eukaryota; Metazoa; Chordata; Chondrichthyes; Orectolobiformes; Hemiscylliidae
Product: pro-neuropeptide Y-like
Exons: 4
Coding region: 175-459 (94 amino acids)
Biological process (GO): neuropeptide signaling pathway; feeding behavior
Cellular component (GO): extracellular region
Molecular function (GO): neuropeptide hormone activity; neuropeptide Y receptor binding
Source: RefSeq, a predicted model, not a curated record
CCCGAGGUUGCGUUCCCAGCUGCUGCUCAGAAUGUUCAAAAGGGAUGGGCUUGUGUGUCGGUGUGUUUUGGGAGAAUUGCUACGAGCAGGCAAUCUGAGUCUGUUUGUAAUUUCUCGGCACAUAGCGACUUGUGUCACUGUGUCUGUGAGAGACCCCACACAGUGAUCGUUCUGAUGCAAGGCAACAUGAAGUUUUGGCUGGGAGUUUCAUUUUGCUUGCUGAUCUGUAUAGGAACUUUUGCCGAGGCUUACCCGCCCAAGCCCAACGACCCAGGAGAAGGCGCUUCUGCUGAGGAUCUGGCCAAAUACUACUCCGCACUGAGGCACUACAUUAACCUCAUCACCAGGCAGAGGUAUGGAAAGAGAUCUAGCCCUGAAGCUCUGAUCACUGAUCUGCUGCUGAGGGAGAACUCAGACAGUUUUCCUAAAUACAGGUAUGAUGAGCCUUCCAUGUGGUGAUUGGAAAUAGAAGUUUUAUUUAAUGGGAUUCACAUUUUAUCGUCCAUUACUGUGGAAAUGCAACAUUCUUCAUGUUCUCAAGACCCUCAUUUUAUAUUCAAAGAUCGCCAAUGCAUGAAACCAUCAUUGAAUCUGUAGAUUUUGUUUUUCUUGCAGCAUAUAUUGUAUAUAAACUUUAUUUAAAUAAAUGAUGUCUUCACUGAAUAUAUAA